CGGCGCAGCGAGUAGCGUACGACCAAGGGCGUGUCGGUUCGGAAUACACACACGCACAUACUUGUGCAUGUAUAGUAGCGUACGUAUACACAUACACGACGAAACGCGAGUACUCACCUACGUACCUAUACAGUACACAUAUGGCGUAUACUGACUCGUAAGCCUCCAAUUGACGUCGCUGGCCGCGGCAGUAGUAGUCGUUUUGUCGUGGGCCCCCGUAUGCGCCAAUCAUCCUGCACAUCGCGCGAGUCUGUACUGUGCGUUGUUGUUUUUUUUUUUUUUUGUUCGUUUUUUCGUUUGUUUUUCGUCGUGGUGCUCGCCAAAAAUAAACAAAACGUGCGCUCGCUGUUGUCUUGUGUUUCAAUUGUGUGUGUGCAUUAAAGUUUCUCGUGCCUCUGUGCGUUAGUGCGAAGGAGAACAAAAAAAUAAUCUACCGCGAAAAGUGCCUUAUACAUAUAAAAUAUAAAAUUUUUCCACGCGCGCUUCAAAGCGCGCAGCCGAGGACACACGGCGGCAGCUACGGCUGAGAUCAUCAAUUCGUCAUCCCCGUGUACAAGUGUGUGGUGUAUCCUUUGGCCGGUAAAAUGGGUUGCGCAUCGAGCUCGCACCUCGACAAGGCCGCGGCCGAGCGGUCCAAGAAGAUCGACAAGGAUCUCAGGGCCGAGGGCGAGCGCAUCGCCAACGAGGUGAAGCUGCUGCUCCUGGGCGCCGGCGAGUCCGGCAAGUCCACCAUCGUCAAGCAGAUGAAGAUCAUCCACGAGACCGGCUACAGCGUCGAGGAGUGCAACCAGUACAAGUCCGUGGUCUACAGCAACACCAUACAGAGCCUCAUCACCAUCAUACGCGCCAUGGAGUCGCUGCAGAUCAAGUUCGCCGAUCCGAACAAGUACGCCAUCGCCCGCGAGUACUUCGCCCUCGCGGGCUCGCGCGCCGAGGGCGAGAUGAGCCGCGAGAUGGCCGUGCUGAUGAAGUCCCUGUGGGAGGACCCGGACCUGCAGAAGUGCUUCGCGCGCAGCCGCGAGUACCAGCUCAACGACUCGGCUGCCUACUAUCUCAACUCGCUGUAUCGCAUCACCGAGCCCGAUUACGUGCCCACGCAGCAGGACGUGCUCAAGACGAGGAUCAAGACGACGGGUAUCGUCGAGACCCGCUUCUCGUUCAAGGGUCUGCAGUUCAAGAUGUUCGACGUGGGCGGUCAGCGCUCCGAGCGCAAAAAGUGGAUCCACUGCUUCGAGGACGUCACCGCGAUCAUAUUCUGCGUGGCGCUGAGCGAGUACGACCUGGUACUGGCUGAGGACGAGGAGAUGAACCGCAUGAUCGAGUCCAUGAAGCUCUUCGAGUCCAUAUGCAACAGUAAGUGGUUCGUCGACACCUCGAUCAUUCUUUUCCUCAACAAGAAAGAUAUAUUCGAGGAAAAAAUAACCAGGAGUCCGUUGAAAAUAUGCUUCCCCGAAUACAAUGGACCAAAUACUUUCGAAGCUUGUGCCUCUUAUAUACAAAUGAAAUUCGAAGAUUUGAACAAUCGUAAAGAACAAAAACAAAUAUAUUCUCAUUUCACCUGUGCCACGGAUACAAGUAAUAUACAAUUUGUAUUUGACGCUGUGACUGAUGUGAUAAUUCAGAAUAAUCUCAGUAGUUGUGGCUUAUUGAGUUGAGUCAUUUUCGCCGUAAUGUUUGCAGCACAAGUUUAAGUUUUUCUAGGUGAAAAUUGAUUUUAGUAGUUCAUUUUGUCUUGAUUUCAUUAUCUACUAAUGAAAAAAUCUAUUAAGAAAUUUGAAUGAACAUUUAUUUAACCAAAGCUUUAGUUAUAAAGCUGUGCAAAAAAUCAAAUACUUAUUCUUGGUAAUUUUUAAUUAUACAAAUGUUCAUGCCAAAAAAAUAUUUGAUUUUCAUUUUGACCUUACAAAUUUAAGUACCCAUAUGAUUUGUAGACAAACACUAAGACUCACUCUACUUUUUAUAAAUACAUUUAUUGGAUAAUCAAAAUAUUCAUACCAUGACUCGUAAAUAUAAUAUUUGAAAUUUAACCAGUCAGCUGUAAAAUUAAAUGAACAAAAAAGCUGACAUUACUUGAUUAAAGCGUGUGUGAUGCAUAUAUUUUUGUGAGUUUUUAAACAUUUUAUCGUGAAAAUAAUAUUCAAGCGUAUAGGUGAACAAUAAUCUUAUUAUCGAUUGCACAAAUUGUACUAUUAUACUUCUAGGGAAGACUUUUUCAGACUGUUAAUAAUAUAGACACAAGAAGUAUUUUUGUAAUGUAUUUACAAAUUUUAACGAGUACAAACUUAUCUAUUGUGGUGAAAAUUAUUGAUUUCCAAACUAAGUCAAAGCAUAAUAGUUCAAUUAUAGCCAAUACUUUUUAAGUAUUCUAAUUUUAAUAGAUAAAAAAAUUCAUGUACUCUACAUCAUACUUCUCAGGCAAUUUCACUUUUAUUUUUUUUUGUAUGCGACUUGCAUUUGUGAUUUUAAAAUAAUCCUCUGUACCAUUUGCAUAAUUUUAAUGUAUUAUUACGCAUAUAAAGUAUUGCUCAAAGACUAUUUUUAAGAUUUAAUGCGUCAUUACUAUUAACCAAAAGAAAUUAUUAUAAUACUUUUCUUUUAAGUUGAUAUUUUGUUAACCGAUCAUGAAAUCCUGUGAAGAAACAAUUAUUUAAACAAAUGUUUUGGGAUCAAUUUACUGUAGUGCUGCUCUGAGCAGCGAAAGAUGAUCUUUGAAAUGUGUAACAUGUAACUUGACAAAACGAGUCGAUGAAAUGAAUUUUUAAUUAAAAAGAUUCAACUGACUAAACGAAAUUACAUGUAAUAUAAAACAAUGAUGUAACUGAUGUCUUUGCCUUAUUAUUAUAAAUAAAACUAUUACUAUAAACAGCA
Trichogramma pretiosum is the source of this 2868-nucleotide messenger RNA. Its product is annotated as guanine nucleotide-binding protein G(i) subunit alpha-like. The transcript is spliced from 2 exons. Gene Ontology annotation, cellular component: heterotrimeric G-protein complex. Gene Ontology annotation, biological process: adenylate cyclase-modulating G protein-coupled receptor signaling pathway. Lineage: Eukaryota; Metazoa; Arthropoda; Insecta; Hymenoptera; Trichogrammatidae. The record is from RefSeq and is a predicted model, not a curated record. The coding region runs from base 585 to 1655 and encodes 356 amino acids. Gene Ontology annotation, molecular function: GTP binding; GTPase activity; G protein-coupled receptor binding.